AAACGGCACUGUAGAGUGGGAUCUCAAGUCUGUCCCACCCUUACAUACAUCUUAGAGCCAAAGCUCAACUAACCCCUAUUCCUAUUGCGUGGUCUCUUCCCCAGAGAUCAUGACAGUUUCCCAGGUUCCGCCUAGACUCAGCCCCGCCCACCUGCCACGCGGCAGGACAGCUUCUUCUUCCUCCCGCCAGGGGCAGCUCGCACCCACAGAGCCUACUUACACCGGGGCCCCGUACUGUCUGGAGAGGGCAGCGGCCACCUGGACUGAGAUAGCUUUCCAUGGACGGCUCUGAAGAUGAUGCAACCAUAUUCGGUGCCCACUGUCUGCCCAGUGACCCCAGACUCUGGGCCACUGUGACAAACUCGUACCUAGGUACACGUGUAUAUCAUGACACCAUCCAUAUAAACGGUGUAUACAAUGGAGCUGGGGGCGACACUCACCGGGCAAUUCUACCCAGCCCCCUCAAUGUCCAGCUAGAAGCCCCUGCAGGAACAGAGCAGCUGGCAGAGACCUUUACCCUGGACACCAACACAGGUUCCUUUCUCCACACCCUGGAAGGCCCCAGCUUCCGGGCUUCCCAGUGCAUCUAUGCUCACCGUGUGUUAUCCCAUGUACUGGUCUUCAGUGUGUCCAUUGCACGCUUGACCACGGAGAACAAGCCCAUCACAGUGACAUUACGGGCAGACUUCUCCCCAGAAAGCCCAGACCUGGACUUGCAUGUGGGGCCAGACUUCCAGGGACUCCGGUACCUGCAUGGCCACACACUCACCCCUGAGCAGCCUGGAGAGCCACAGCAGGAAGUGCAUAUGCUAUGGAUGCCAGUUCCCCCAGCCUUGACCCUUGGGGAAGAGGAGGAGGACAGGACCUGGGAGUUUCUGACAGUUGUGGCUACCAGCCAGGCUGAAGUCCAGGGCUGCUUUGCUGAGGCCCUACAGCUGCAGACCAGGGGAGUUCUGUAUACAAUCCACGCAGACUCCUGGGGCCAGCUCUGGGAAGGCUGUGGCCUGGAUGUGGCUGGGCCCCUGGCCCUGCGCCAGGCCCUUCGUGCCUCUCUCUACUACCUGUUCAGUGAGCUUCCCCAGCCUGACACUCAAGGAUCCAUCAGCCAUGGGCUUAGCCCCGGAGGCCUCUCCAAUGGGAGUCGGGAGGAAUGCUACUGGGGCCAUAUCUUCUGGGAUCAGGACCUCUGGAUGUUCCCAAAUAUUUUGAUGUUCCAUCCAGAGGCUGCCAGGGCCAUCCUAGAGUACCGAGUCCGUACGCUGGGGGGAGCCCUGAAGAAUGCCCAGAACCUGGGCUACCAGGGAGCCAAGUUUGCUUGGGAGAGUGCGCACACUGGCCUGGAGGUCUGCCCUGAGGACAUUUAUGGGACCCAGGAGAUCCACAUCAACGGGGCUGUGGUGUUGGCCUUUCAGCUCUACUACUAUUACACUCGGGACCAGCAGCUCUUCCAAGAGUAUGGUGGCUGGGAUGUGGUCAGUUCUGUGGCUGAGUUUUGGUGCAGCCGUGUAGAAUGGAGCUCCCACGACAAGAUGUAUCACCUGAAAGGAGUCAUGCCCCCUGAUGAGUACCACUCAGGAGUCAACAACUCUGUGUAUACCAACGUCCUGGUCCAGAACAGCCUGCACUUCGCUGCUGCUUUGGCCAAGGACUUGGGUUUGCCUAUCCCCAAACAGUGGCUGGAGGUGGCUGAUAGGAUCAAGGUACCGUUUGACUCUGAGCACAACUUCCACCCUGAGUUUGAUGGCUAUGAGCGUGGAGAAGAAGUGAAGCAGGCAGAUGUUGUGCUCCUGGGAUACCCAGUCCUCUUUCCCCUGAGACCUGACAUCCGAAGGAAAAACCUGGAGACUUAUGAGGCCGUGACAUCUCCCUGGGGCCCUGCCAUGACCUGGAGCAUGUUUGCUGUGGGCUGGAUGGAACUAAAGGACCCCUCAAGGGCUCAGGUCCACCUAAGCAGGAGUUUCGCCAAUGUCACUGAGCCCUUCAAGGUGUGGACAGAGAAUGCAGAUGGGUCUGGUGCAGUGAACUUCUUGACAGGCAUGGGGGGUUUCCUGCAGGCAACACUCUUCGGGUGCACAGGAUUCAGGAUCACUGAGGCAGGUGUGACCUUUGACCCCCUGUGUCCAGAACUGGUCUCCAGAGUGUCUGUCUCUGGUAUCUCCUACCUGGGGAACAAGCUCAACUUCACCUUUUCCAAGGACUUGGUGACACUUGAGGUCACAGCCCGUGCAGAGCCCUGGGCACCUCUGCUAGAAGCUGAGCUGUGGCCAUCACUGGCCCGGCUUCCUCUGACACCAGGACAGAAGGUCUCCUUUCCCCACUCAGCUGGCCGGAUACAAAGGUCAUCCCCCAUAGCUGCCCAGAAAUUCUUCAGUGUUUCCUGAUAGGAGUUUUGACAUUAGAAGUCUCUUUCAGUACCUCCGGGACACUCUUUUGCCCUCAGCUACAUCCCCAACCCCAUAAUCUCUCAAUCCAGAUCCUGCCCUGAAGCUGUAGGGCUACAGAGUGUUCCCUCUGUCCCUUCCACCCUCUCUUCUUCCUCUCCUCACCCUCUCCAGUCCUGGGCUAUCUAGAGCCUCAUGUGUCCUUUGCUUUGGUAUGAUCCCAGCACCCUACCCCUUAGCUCCCCAUCUUCCUGUCUCUCUAGGCCUUCACUUCCUUGUUCACACCUCCGGUCUCUGGAAUACUCUGGUCAACAGGCUAGGUGGGAAAUGGCCAGCAGCUCUCCUGAGAAAGUGGCCAGCAAGUAAGUCAUUGAGUCAGGGGCUUAGCUACACCAAACAAGAGCUUCCUGUGGCAGGCAGUUGGCACCAGGCAGGGCUAGCCAAGUGCUCAAAGGUUUGUGGCUUUGAACUUCCUAGUUUGACGUCCUCUUGACGUCAGAUGGUAUCUAGCAUACUGGGCUAGGGCGAUAGCUGUCCUUAACCAUGCAGCCUGUGAGAAGGAAGGCAGUGUUAUCACAGGACAGGGUAGAUGAACAUCAGACUGGUGACCAGAGGAACUGGAGUCAGAUGGACAGGGUUCCAGACCAUAGUCCUGGCCAUCAGGGCUGAGAAGCUGCUCAGGCGUCACUCCUGGUUCUUAGUGUUUCUCCAGAACAAGGCUCAUAGCAUAGGACCAUGAUCCUGGUAAAACCUGUGCCCCUGUACCAAGCCAACUUGCCUAAUUAAAGUCAGUGCUGGCAAAGGCUGAAGUCA
Molecule: messenger RNA, 3194 nt
Organism: Grammomys surdaster
Lineage: Eukaryota; Metazoa; Chordata; Mammalia; Rodentia; Muridae
Gene: Pgghg
Product: protein-glucosylgalactosylhydroxylysine glucosidase
Exons: 14
Coding region: 279-2381 (700 amino acids)
Biological process (GO): carbohydrate metabolic process
Molecular function (GO): catalytic activity
Source: RefSeq, a predicted model, not a curated record